Messenger RNA from Lagenorhynchus albirostris (white-beaked dolphin), 4473 nucleotides. RefSeq names its product mitogen-activated protein kinase kinase 7 (gene MAP2K7). Gene Ontology annotation, molecular function: protein kinase activity; ATP binding. The coding region runs from base 2038 to 3078 and encodes 346 amino acids. The transcript has 11 exons. Lineage: Eukaryota; Metazoa; Chordata; Mammalia; Artiodactyla; Delphinidae. The record is from RefSeq and is a predicted model, not a curated record. Gene Ontology annotation, biological process: protein phosphorylation.
UUAUUGUGAUCACUCUAAGCCCUGCUCCUGCCCCGUCCCAACGAGCAGCCUCUCGCUCUCAUUCUGCCCUCCUGACCUGCCGUGGGCCCGGUACCACCUCUGUGACUUCUGUUCUCAGGGUCUUUGUCUACCUCCCUCCACCCCACCUUAGCCACCCCGCACCGGCCCCGCUCACACGCCUACCGUGCGUCAGUUUGUGGGGCUGGCUGGAAGCCUCUGUCCCGCUACAGCCUUGGCCCCGGGUUCUGGGGCGGCCCUCAGAGGGCCCGGUGGACUGUGUAAGGGAGGGGACCGACAGGACACCACACCGAGAGGUGUGGGUAGGAGAGGGCUGUGGUCCUCACUCAGAAAGGGGGCCCUGGUGCCCCCAGGGAACCUGAACCUGACAGGGAUCCAGGGUCCCGGUGCAGGGGGAGCUCGAGGGUCCUCGGGAGCCCCGGAGGUUGUCCAGCCAGAGAGGGAGGUACUACGACUGGGAUUCUGGCCCCGGCAGAGCAGAGCAGCAGGGAGGGCACGGGAGGAGAGGCCUCCGGGCCAGUGGAGGGGACUGGGCCCGGCCACGUCCCCGGGGUCCCCAGAGCUCUUCCAUCACUCCCGCCAGGCCCUCCUAGGACUGCAGGCCAGGCUCAUAGACCUGCCCCUCGCUCUGGCUGCGGUCAGGGUUGCAGGCCAGCAAAGCGCCUGGGCACCAGGUGCUGAACAUACCUGUCUCUACCCGUUGAUCACUGGGCCCACGUCACCAGGUGCCUGGAGAACUGUGGGAGGAGAAGGUGGGCCAUGCAGGAAGUGUGGAGAGAGGAGGGGGCGUCAGCCAAGGGCUAAGGAGAAUGGCAGGCCCCCAGCUCCUGGCCUGCUCUCCAGGGAAAGGUGAACCUGGGAGGUGCUUGUAGCCUGCAGCCUCCUCAGCCAGGGGCUCCCCUUCUGGAGGCCGAGUGCCAGGGUCUCCGGGGUUCAGGGGUUCACUGGAGGGUCAUCACCCUGGCCCCCACUCCCCACCCUGGGGCCUGCCCAGCCCGGAGGCUCCUAGCCCCUCAGGGAAUCCGCUCUGCUUUCCCAGGCCCCUCCCCGGCCUGUCUCUGCAGCGCGUCCUCUGGGCAGCUGGGCCCCGAGUCUCGGCUCCCGGCUGUCUGUCUCCCGCCCUCCCGUCCCCUAAUGCCGCCUGCCCGUCCUGGGGUGCCCGCUGCCUGCACGCUGCCUGCCCGCUGCCUGCCUGUAGCAUGCCCGAGCUGUCCGCAUGCAGGCUUCUGGAAAGAACCAAACUCGCCGCCUGGCCUGGCCCCUGGAGGGGCUGUGCCACCUGGAUCCCCUCACCCCAGCCUGGGGUCCUGCCCCUGCCUCGUCGGCCCUAGCUCCGCAGGCCAGGCCGGGAGGCUCACCGAUGAGCCCGCAGGCCAGAGGGCGGCCCUCCCUGACCCUGAAACAGAGUGCUGGGCGAGGCAGCUGGAAGCCUAGGUCCCUUGCCCGCUCUCUCCCCAGGGUGGUCCAGCCAAGGUCAGGCUGCCCACAGCGCCAGAGCUCGGGCUGAUCCCAGCGGGCAUUCCUGCCUUGUGUGGUCCAGAGUGUGGGUGUGGUGGCCCUGGGCCUGCUUCCCCGGCGGAGGUGGGGAGGAAAGGGACACAGCUGGGAGGCUGCCUGCCCGAAGGACGGCAUCCGCCUCUGGGCCUCCGUUUUCUGUCAGGGGAGGCUUGGGGAUGAACCCUCAGCCUCUGGGGACCAGCCCACCGCAAGCCCUUCCAGGUCAGAGGAGUGGGCGGGGUGCGGGGUGGGAAAAGGCACCCUAGGAGUGGUCUGGGAGCGGGGAGCUCCUCCAGCCCAGCGGGGCAGGGGGCUGUGCCGCCCUACCUGAGGGAUGCCAGGGAGGGUAAGAUGAGGGUUCCAGGCCCUUGAGUUGGGGCCAGCUGGGAGCUAACCCCCUCCCCGCCCCUGGUUCUCACCACCCCAGCCCUGCAGCUCCCACUGGCCAACGAUGGGGGCAGCCGCUCACCGUCCUCCGAGAGCUCCCCGCAGCACCCCACGCCCCCCGCACGGCCCCGCCACAUGCUGGGGCUCCCGUCAACCUUGUUCACACCGCGCAGCAUGGAGAGCAUCGAGAUUGACCAGAAGCUGCAGGAGAUCAUGAAGCAGACGGGCUACCUGACCAUUGGGGGCCAGCGCUACCAGGCGGAAAUCAACGACCUGGAGAACCUGGGGGAGAUGGGCAGCGGCACCUGUGGCCAGGUGUGGAAGAUGCGUUUCCGGAAGACGGGGCACGUCAUCGCUGUCAAGCAAAUGCGGCGCUCGGGGAACAAGGAAGAGAACAAGCGGAUCCUCAUGGACCUGGACGUGGUCCUCAAGAGCCACGAUUGCCCCUACAUCGUGCAGUGCUUCGGGACCUUCAUCACCAACACGGACGUCUUCAUUGCCAUGGAGCUCAUGGGCACGUGCGCCGAGAAGCUCAAGAAGCGGAUGCAGGGCCCUAUCCCUGAGCGGAUCCUGGGCAAGAUGACGGUGGCGAUCGUGAAGGCACUCUACUACCUGAAGGAGAAGCACGGCGUGAUCCACCGGGACGUCAAGCCCUCCAACAUCCUGCUGGAUGAGCGGGGCCAGAUCAAGCUCUGCGACUUCGGCAUCAGCGGCCGCCUCGUCGACUCCAAAGCCAAAACGCGGAGCGCGGGUUGCGCUGCCUACAUGGCACCUGAGCGCAUCGACCCCCCGGACCCCACCAAGCCCGACUACGACAUCCGGGCCGACGUGUGGAGCCUGGGCAUCUCCUUGGUGGAGCUGGCGACGGGACAGUUUCCCUACAAGAACUGCAAGACGGACUUUGAGGUCCUCACCAAAGUCCUACAGGAAGAACCCCCGCUCCUGCCCGGUCACAUGGGCUUCUCGGGGGACUUUCAGUCCUUCGUCAAAGACUGCCUUACUAAAGAUCACAGGAAGAGACCAAAGUAUAAUAAACUACUUGAACACAGCUUCAUCAAGCGCUACGAGACGCUGGAGGUGGACGUGGCGUCCUGGUUCAAGGAUGUCAUGGCGAAGACCGAGUCGCCGCGGGCGAGCGGGGUCCUGAGCCAGCAUCACCUGCCCUUCUUCAGGUAGCCGCACAGCGGCAGCCAGCCUACUGGGGGCCGGGGGCGUGGCCACCGGCCUCCCCUUCCCCACCCGGCCACCCAGCUGCCCGCCAGGGGAGCCCUGGGACCUGGACGGCCGCCGAGGGCUGAGGACAGAAAGUAGGGGGCGCCAACCCACCCCUGACUCCCUGCCCACCAGCCAUGGACAGAUGGGCCCACCAGGCCCCAGCCCUUCCCGUCCUAGGAUCAGCCGGCUGUGCGCAUCCCCUCCGACAGACACUGUGAACGGAAGACAGCAGGCCGCGAGCAGACUCGCUAUUUAUUCAGUUGUAACCUCUGGGCUGGGGCGGCCCCCAGGGGCCGGGAGAGAGCUGCCCGUCCUGUCCCCUCCCCUCCACACCGCGCUGUCCCACCGCCGCCUCGCACGCACAUGCACCCUGGCUCCAUCUCCCUCUCUCUGUCCCCUUCCUCUCUACCUCUCUGGCUUUCCCUGUCUCCCUCCCUGCUUCUGCCUCUCUCCUGGCCCAGGCCCUGCCACCCCCGGCGGCACCCCUGGGUCCGUUUAGGUCUCCGGCAAGCCAUGAGUCAGUUGGCUGGUGUCCUCGCCCUGGGCAGGCGGGCUGGACGUUGUGACUGCAGCCAGACCCAGGCUGGUCUCUCUCUUUCUCUUUUUGAUCUCAGGGGGUCCUUUUUGGAGUUUAUCGUAUUUUAUUGUACUUGGUGGGGUGUUUGGGGGGUGGGGGGAGGAGAAGAGCUUGUUCUCAUGGGGUUUGUCGGUACCUUCAGAAACUUUUACCAAAGUCAUGUUUAGCUGCUUGUGGUGGCAGCCCCCCCGAUGGCCCACGGGCGCUGGGGGGCUGGGGGCCGAGCCUUGGGGGCCUGGGCCACCCCGCCGGGGAGAGACUAGUCCCAAAGGUGGGCUCUGGGUGGGGGGGCGGGGUGCUCCUCCCUCGGGGCUGGAGACUGGCCACAGCUUGUAGGGGUGAGUUGAGGACCUCGGGGGGUGUGGAGGGAGCCCAAGGGGCCGUGGCCACACAGGGUGGCCUUCAGGGAAGGCAGGCGUGGGGCAUGGUGGAGGGCAGCAGGUGCUGGUGAGGCAGAGGCGGAGGAGGGAAUGGGUGACAGGAGCGGGGGCCAUGGGGCCCGGGGAGACAGGGAUUGAGGGCACGUGGAGUGGACGUGGGGGGUCUGAGGAUGUGUGACAGGGACAGAGGUGGGGCAGGCCGAGGGCUGGGCGUGUGGAGGCAGUCACGCCCUCGUAGUGGCCCUGAGCGCCCCUUGACUCACCCAGAGCUGGCCAGUCCCCAGCCCACACCGAGGCCCGGGCCCUGGGGAGCAGCGAGAGCAGGAGGAGGGGGUGUGUUUCCUUUUUGUUGGUGAUGCAUGCAAAUCAAGUAGACAACGAAAUAACAACAAAAAACAA